AUGGAUCAAGUAAGAAUUAAAAAAUAUACGGACUUAAUUAGUUCGUUUGAAAAGAAAAGUGAAGUUGAAUUAAAUUCUAAAAAAUGUAAUACAGAAGAUAAAACAAAUUUAUUAGAAAUGAUUGAAUAUUUUUCAAAUACUUUAGUUAAAUAUUUUUAUAAUGAAAAAGAAAUGGAUGAUAUUUUAAUUUCCAACUCGGAUUUGGAUUAUGAGCAAUUAUGGUAUUUUAUUGAAUGUUUAAUAAAGGAAAAAAAGCUAGAAAAUUUAUCAAUUUUUUUUAAUAAUUUUGAAAAAAAAAUAGAUAAAGAAAUUCAAGAGACAAGGGAAAAAAAUGGAAAAAAAAAAAUUAAAAAAAAAAAAGUUAAAUUUUUAGAUCAACAAAUAGACCAAGGCAAAAAUGCAAAACGAAGAAAAAUUAUCAAAUCAGAAUCACCAAGAGAAAGUGAAACGGAAGAGGAUGAGGAUGGAACAAAAGAUGAAGACAAAUUUUUUAACUAUGAAGAAAUGCAAAAAUUUGCUGAUAUAGAAGAUAAUAAAUUUGCAGAAAAUUCAGAUGAAGGAGAAAGUGAUGACUUAUCUGAUGAUUUAGAUUUAAACCAGUUCGAAUUGGACCCCAAUAAGGGGGGGGAUAUCAGGUAUUCCGAUUUUUACAAGGGGGAAGAUGAUGAGGACGAGGAAGAGGAAGAGGAAGAUGAAGAGGACGAUGAAGAUGAAGAUGAAGAUGAAGAUGAAGAGGAAUAUGAUGAGGACGAUGAAGAUGGAGAUGAAGAGGAAGAAGAAGAGGAAGAAGACGAGGAGGGAAGCGCGGAUAUGGACUUGGAGAUGCAUGCGAUGGCAGAGAAUAAAAGUGCAAAGUCAAAGAAAAUGAGGGAAGAGGCAGAUAAAAAAUUAGAAAGAGAUCUGGAAGAAAUGAACGAAUACACUAAUAAAUAUUUUGAUACAGAAACAAAUGAAUUUGAUAAAGAAAAAAUGGAAAAAGAAGAAAUUGAAAAAGAAUUAGUUGCAAAAAAACAUUGGUCAUUAACAGGAGAAGUAACUGCACAAGAUCGUCCAAAAAAUAGUAUACUGUCAUUAAAUGUAGAUAUUCCUAAAGUAAAUACACAUAAAAACGAUACAUUUUUAAAUAAAACUGUGGGUAACGAUUUUGAAAGUGAUGAAGAUAAUGGUGAGUUAAAUAAUAGAGAUCGAAAUUUUAUAGAUAAAAAAAAUAUUUUAAAUGAAGAAAUUGAGCUAGUUGUAAAACAAAGAAUUAAAAAUUUUCUUUUUGAUGAUGUUGAAAAAAAAAAAAUAGAAGAUUUAGAAAUAUUGGAUAAUGAAAAUAAUAAUAAUAAUGAAGUAAAUUUUGAUAAUUUAAAUUUUACUAAAAGUAAAUUAAGUUUAGUUGAUGAAUAUACAAAAAAAUAUGAAAAUGAAAUAAAUAAUAAUAUGAACGGUUCAUCAAAAAAUAAAGAAAUUAAUUUACAAAAAAUAGAAUUAAUGAAUUUAUUUAAAAAAAUUAUGCAUUCAUUAGAUUCUUUAUCCAAUUCCUAUUUUAUACCCAAACCUGUUUUAUUAAAUGGGCCUAAUGAAAAAAUAGCUACUUUACAUAUUGAAGAAAAUACUCCAAUUAUUUUAUCAGAAAAGAAUAAAAAAGCACCAGAAGAAAAUUAUGCACCUGGUCAUGUAAAAACAUCUAAUGAGAUGUCUAAGCAAGAAAGAAAAUCUUUAAGAAAAUUAAAAAAAAUGAAAAGAAAGAAAAAAAUAUUAAGUCAAUUCAAGCAAGCCCAAGGUGGUAGUACUGGUGGAAUUGCUGAACUCCAAAAAAGAAAUAAUUAUCUCAUGGAUAAAAAUAAAAAAAGUAAAGAAGAAAAAAUAAAUAAAGCUAAAUAUGGUGUAUCAUCAAAAGACCAAUUAUUACAAAAAAAAGUCAAAAAUAAAUAUGAUUACAAUCAGGGUAUAAAUAAUGCCAUGGCUUAUGACGCUGAAAAAAAAAAGUGA
Molecule: messenger RNA, 1977 nt
Organism: Plasmodium vinckei vinckei
Lineage: Eukaryota; Apicomplexa; Aconoidasida; Haemosporida; Plasmodiidae
Product: U3 small nucleolar ribonucleoprotein protein MPP10, putative
Exons: 1
Coding region: 1-1977 (658 amino acids)
Biological process (GO): rRNA processing
Cellular component (GO): small-subunit processome; Mpp10 complex; sno(s)RNA-containing ribonucleoprotein complex
Source: RefSeq, a predicted model, not a curated record